Messenger RNA from Grammomys surdaster, 5656 nucleotides. It is a transcript of the gene Gnal, whose product is annotated as G protein subunit alpha L. The transcript is spliced from 12 exons. Gene Ontology annotation, biological process: adenylate cyclase-modulating G protein-coupled receptor signaling pathway. Bases 230 to 1576 code for a protein of 448 amino acids. Lineage: Eukaryota; Metazoa; Chordata; Mammalia; Rodentia; Muridae. Gene Ontology annotation, cellular component: heterotrimeric G-protein complex. Gene Ontology annotation, molecular function: GTPase activity; GTP binding; G-protein beta/gamma-subunit complex binding. The record is from RefSeq and is a predicted model, not a curated record.
CUUGGUCAGCUCCGCCUGCUCGCAGCGUUCUCAGGUGCAAGCUUGCGCUUGGGACGUUCGGAGGAUGCACAAUGGCCCCUCGGGGCAUUGAGGGGCUGUGGUCCCCCAGCCGGACCUACCGCAGCCACGCCCAGCAGCCGGCGCUCCCGGGUCCGAAGGCAGCACUGCCUCCCGCGUCGGCGGGAGCCCCGGUCUGACCCGCGGGGACUUGCCCACAACCGGCGUCCCAAUGGGCCUGUGCUACAGCCUGCGGCCGCUGCUCUUUGGGAGCUCGGGGGACACCCCCUGUGCGGCUUCGGAGCCGUGCGCGGAGGAUGCUCAGCCCAGCGCCACUCCUGUCCCUGCCCAGAUCCCAGCCCCGGCUCCGGUGGGGACCCUGCUCCGGCGUGGCGGCGGCCGGAUCUCCGCGAACGCGCGGCCGCCAGGCGAGCUGCAGAGCCGCCGGCGACAGGAGCAGCUACGAGCCGAGGAACGGGAAGCGGCUAAAGAGGCCAGGAAAGUGAGCCGGGGCAUCGAUCGCAUGCUGCGCGAGCAGAAGCGCGACCUGCAGCAGACGCACCGGCUCCUGCUGUUGGGGGCUGGUGAGUCCGGGAAAAGCACUAUCGUCAAACAGAUGAGGAUCCUGCACGUCAACGGCUUCAACCCCGAGGAAAAGAAGCAGAAAAUUCUGGACAUCAGGAAAAAUGUCAAAGAUGCUAUCGUGACAAUCGUUUCGGCAAUGAGUACGAUCAUACCUCCAGUUCCACUGGCCAACCCUGAGAACCAGUUUCGGUCAGAUUAUAUCAAGAGCAUAGCCCCUAUCACUGACUUUGAAUAUUCCCAGGAGUUCUUUGACCAUGUGAAGAAGCUGUGGGACGAUGAGGGAGUGAAGGCUUGCUUUGAGAGAUCCAACGAGUACCAGCUGAUCGACUGUGCACAAUACUUCCUGGAAAGGAUUGACAGCGUCAGUCUGGUUGACUACACGCCCACAGACCAGGACCUGCUCAGAUGCAGAGUGCUGACAUCAGGAAUCUUUGAGACACGAUUCCAAGUGGACAAAGUGAACUUUCACAUGUUUGAUGUUGGAGGCCAGCGAGACGAGAGAAGAAAAUGGAUCCAGUGUUUUAAUGAUGUCACUGCCAUCAUUUAUGUGGCAGCCUGCAGUAGCUACAACAUGGUGAUCCGGGAAGAUAACAACACCAACAGACUUCGGGAAUCCCUGGACCUGUUUGAAAGCAUCUGGAAUAACAGGUGGUUACGAACCAUUUCUAUCAUCCUGUUCUUGAACAAACAAGAUAUGCUGGCAGAAAAAGUCUUGGCAGGGAAGUCAAAAAUCGAAGACUACUUCCCGGAGUAUGCCAACUAUACUGUCCCUGAAGACGCAACACCAGAUGCGGGAGAAGAUCCCAAAGUUACAAGAGCCAAGUUCUUUAUCCGGGAUCUGUUCUUGAGGAUCAGCACAGCCACGGGUGAUGGCAAACAUUACUGCUACCCUCACUUCACCUGCGCCGUGGACACAGAGAACAUCCGCAGAGUGUUCAACGAUUGUCGUGACAUCAUCCAGAGGAUGCACCUCAAGCAGUACGAACUCUUGUGAGGGCUGCCUACCGAUCCCCCUCCUCCUCACUGCCACCUCUCCUCCCUCUUGACUACCCCUUGAGGUGGUGUAUCUCCCUAGCCUGCGUGUUUGUCCACCCUGAGCCAUGGUAGGGCGUAAUGAGUGUCUAGUGUCAUCAGGCUGCCGUCUGUCCUGUCCUAGGUAUGCCUACAUGUGACCACCAAGCCUUUGGCUACCUCUGUUCCCCAAGGUUUGGUUCUGUAACUUUGUUUUCACCAGACUAAACAGCCUCCCACCACCAAUUUGUAUCACUGCAAAGCCACCAAUUCUCACUUGGGUGAUACGGCAGUGGGUUUUCUCUGGGUGGGAAUCUGUUUAUUCUUUGACUGAAUGGUUGAUGGGUUGAAUCAUCAGAGACACCUUGGUGAAUGGGGGAAAUACAUUGUUUUCAAGUUAUCAAGCAUGAUCACAAAACCAUCCGGACAGUGCCAUGCGCUUGAUUUUUUUCCCUUUAUAAAAUGUCAGGCUACCAGGUGUCUGCCCCUUCUGGUCUGCAUUGGCCCAAAGCUUAAAGUAGACGCAAGUCAGCAACAGGACAAGAGGAACUUUUUCAGCCACAGUUGCAAUAGCUGUAAGCCUUGGGCAUUUGGGCUAGAGCACUUCUUGGAGCCUUUUACACUUGGGCAGAAGACCUGCCCCAUUCACCACUGCAAAUGGUGUCCUGUCUAUAAACAAGGGGUCCUCUACACCUUCAUGAUAGCUGGGCAUAGUCCUUCCUAUCUUCUUUCUGUUGUUGCUUCACUAGACUGUACAGACCACAAGAUGUAAUACUCUUUUCUAUGGCUACUCAAGAAACCUCCUUGUAGAGUUCUGUGCCUUGGUGGCGGCCACACCUGUAAGGACACAUGUCCCAACUGUGCCCAGCAGCUUGCACACAGCCUGCUGCUUCACCGUGGCGAAUCAGUAGUAUCUGUUCACCUUAGGAUACAUUUAUCAGGUUGGUACUUCUGGAAGACUCGCUGAUUUUAGAAUCAUGCACUUUACCAGCAGUAAACUGCUGCUGGUAUCAUCCCAACACUGAAACUAUUGCAGCUACCCACUUUUACUGCCCCAAACCUCAGCUGCUGCAAACACUGGGAUGACCCACUUCUGAGGCAUACAUUACAAUCAAUUCUUUCUUCAGGGUACUAAGGGGUUCCCCACCCUAAAAUGUUUCUCAUGACCCCUACAAGUUCUGUAGGCAGGAGCAAGCCAACCAUCCCUUAGUUAAGUUCUCUACAGUCCACCAAACAAGAAACCAGUGGUCAGAGGAAAGCAUAGUGGUGUCAAUGUUGCAUAUGACUGACGACAAUAAGGAUGGCGUCUUCUGAAGAUGAAGUACUACAAAGCUACUUAUCUCUUAUCUGUCUAUCUGCGUUGCUAGGGAUGAGCCCAGCACCUAGUGCAUGCUAGGCAAGCAAACGCUCUACUGCCAGUCCAUAUCCCCAGCCAUCACUCCAGCCCUCACAAAAACCUUUAUCUUAAAUAUAAAGACAAAAUAAAUGGCUGUUCCUCAUGUGUAAGAUCUGCAAAUGCAACCUCGAGUGACGGUAGGACACCUAGAAAACAACACGCUCACUCUGUCUAAGCCCGAGGCCUUGGGGAGGGGCAGUGUCAUUCUCUUAGGAUUAAAGUUAUCUGUAAAGAUGUCCAAAGUUAAGUUCCUGACAGUACAAAUAGGAAGGAGUGACAGCCUGCAUUGCUCAUUCAUCUCCUUACUGUUGCUUCAAGUUUAUUCCGUAAACUGGCAUUGUAGAAAUGCUCUAAAAACUCAUCCUGGCUGAGAUGCUCUUCCAUGGAAGGGUACCACACAUUCCUCAGCUCCUCAUCACUGUCUUCUUGUGCUACUCUGUAACUUUGCACAAAACUUCCAACUGAAGCCAGGCGAUGAGGGCACACACCUUUAGUCUCAGCACUCGGGAAACAGAGGAAGGCAGAUCUCUGAGUUCAAGGCCAGCCUGGUCUACAGAGUGAGUACCAGGACAACCAGGGCUGCACAGAGAAACCCUGUCUCGAACAAAACAAGUUUCCAUCUGAACUGACACAUUAAAUAACAGUGACUUCCAGUUCCCCUGCACUCUCAAAGCAAAGCAAGAAGAAAAACUUGCACGCACACACACACACACACACACACACAUGUGAGGUUUUAUCCUAUAGUGUGCAUUACUACUCAACAGUCCCCUGCUCACUAAAUGACUAUUGAAAAGUUUUGAUGGGGCUGAAUGUGUAACUCUGAUGGAGCACACGCUUAGCAUGCAUAAGACCUGAGCUCAAUCAAAAGAAAAGAAAUAUAAAUAAAAUUAAAUCAUUAAGAAAAGAUCCAGACUCCUUAAGAAAAAGAAUGUGCUUUAUCUGACAGAAUUAUUACACCAUUUGUUCUUAAAUUCAAACAUCUAUAUCCUCCCUGAUCUUUUUUUUCAAGUUUUAAUCAUGAACAGGCAUUGAGUUCAGAUGCGAUAACAUGGUCUCCUGGAAAGAAAAUUACAUGUCUCUAAAAAUCCGAUUCCAUGAGCACAGAAACACGAAAAGUCUUUAGUCCUACACAUUGAAUCUGUACUUUUGAGCAUAUAACUUCAUGAUCUAUAAGAAACUGAGAGCCACUUCAUAGAAGAAGAGAGAAAACCCAGCUUUUACGAGCACACAUAGUCUCGACUGUGCACCAAAGCUGCUGGGUCCUUCCUAUAGAAGAAAGGGCUGUGUGUCACGCAUGCGAGUGAUAGUGUCCAUGACAUUUACAUUCUAUACAGAUGGAACCUUUGAUUAUACAUAUAUUUCAUGAAAUGAAAAGAUGAAUUGGUUGCAGAGUACACAUUCCAUUUUUAUAGGAUGAGAACAGUACAGUCAACUGUUUAUACUGCAGUCGCUGGCAUUGGUGAUUCAGAAUCCCCAUGAUGUUCAUAGGAACAACCAACAUUUGCUCUCCUCCUUAACUCACAGGAGCCCCGCUGGAAGUCUUUGGCUUUGAUUUAUAUGACCAUAUGCAACAAUUGCCGGCCCUUCAUCUUCUCAUGUGCAACCUGCACAGUUUCCAACCAAACAGAAAAGAUGAGGGCAGAUGUUCAAAGUGAACUAAGAUGACAAUCGUGAGGAAGGCAGCCGCUGCCCCGUACGUGGUCAGCACCGUGUCCUCAAACGGGAGGAAGCACUUGGAGAGAGCGUAAUCUCUAGAUGUUAGGCUGCCCUGGGGGAGAAAUAGAAAGUUUAUGCUGCAGGGUAAGUCCCAGGUAUAAGUCUGACCUAGAGGCUGUCUUCUAGGUUCCCUCAUGUGUGUCUGGGAGGGAAGAACCCUCUUUACCCAGGACCAAGAGGCUUCAAGCAUGACAAAUCACCACUGAUCACACAGGAACUGGCAAAACAAAGAAGCCAAAGAUACACUGGCUUGGGAAGAAGGUCCAGUAUGCUGACCCCUCCAUUACAAUACUUUCUGCACACAGUAGGGCAGCCCCAGAGAGAGACGAAGACGUGUCAGAGGAAUGAGAGGAUGAGUGUUUCCCUGCCAUUGGAUAGCAGAGCAGUCACCCUGUUGCCCAGAAAUGCCUCUGCACCUCCAUAGGCUUUCCAUUGUAGGCAGUGUGGGAUCAAGGUAGCAAAUGCCUUUACCUACUUGAACUUGAAAGCACAAAGGGCCCCCACCUUUCCAUAGCUAGGAUUUGGAACAGUAGCCUAAGACUGGGUGCCAGAGCCCAUGGUAACAAAGAUGGCGUCCACCACGUCAACACCUUUCACAAACUUGGAGAUUCUGUAGUACCGUGUACCUGGCACGCUUAGACAAUGAGAAAUGACCAAGUCUGCCAAUGAGUAGACAACUGUUUCCUUAGAAACAAACUGGCAUUUGCUGGACUCCACCUCUGCUCCUCAGAGUCUCAGCCCUGAAGCUACAUUCUGCCUAUUUGUCCCCAGAAAGGUGAUUAGAGACAGGUGGUAUAUCUACUCAGAGUACAAAGAGGGUGAUUUAUUUCUGGCUUUUGUGUGUUUUUACAGAUUGCAGCCAUUAAGUAGUUGAUGACUGUGUUGAUUUCAAUACUCAAGAAAGCUUUCAGAUAAAAAAAAAAAAAUAAAGGUUUACGUUACCAUAAUGAA